UCGUCACGCGCAGGGGAACGCGCAGAGACACUCGCCCGGAGCAAGCAGCAGAGUUACGAGAGCCACGGGUCUUCUUCAUCCGAGCUGCGAGGAUUCAUGUCAGCAGGAUCGAGCGAGCCAAGCGGGUGGUGGUCAACUCGCACGGGAGGCAGCAGCAACAACAACAGCAGCAACAACAACAGCAGCAACAACAACAGCAGCAACAACAACAGCAGCAACAACAACAACAGCAGCAACAACAACAGCAGCUGCUGCUGCUGCUACGCGGCGCUCCCGCUGCUGGGCCCCGCGUCGCGCUACGAGGAGCUGGACGAGAGGGGGUCGCCGCGGGGCACCGCCGUGAUUCUCCGGGCCCCCUCGGCCCCCGCGGCCCCCACGAGCGGGGACGCCGCGACCCCCGUGAUGACCACGAGCAGCAGCAGCGGCGGCAGCGGCGGCAGUAACGGGAGGCCGCGUCCGGCCCCCGACUCGCACGGCUCCAUGGAGCGGCCGAUCCCGUUCGUGGUGCCGCCGAGACGGGAGGCUGGAGGCGCGGGAGAGGUUCGCGCCCAGGAGCGGGGGUUGCCCGCGGGGGGAGGAGGAGGAGGGGGAGCAGGGGGAGGAUUUGACCCCGGCGGUGUGGAGCCAAGGAGGGCCUUCGGCUACCGGCCGCGAGAGAGCUUCGCGCUGGGCUCCAUAAACCCCGAGCUGUACGGCUCAACGGGCGACGAGGAGGGCGAGUGGGAGCACGCGGCUGGCCCGAGCGGCCCCGACACUCCGCGCCUUUGCUUCUCGCUCCACUACGAGCUCGCCUCCGAGCGCCUCCACGUGACGCUGCUGAAGGGACGCAACCUGUGGCUGCCGGGGGGGGUGGUCCGCCGCGCGGCACCACGCGACGCCGAGGAGGUGGGAGACCCCCUGGUCAAGGUCUUCCUCCUGCCCGACGAGAGGAGGCACGUGCAGUCCAAGGUCCGGCGCAAGACGGCGCACCCCACCUUCAACGAGACGUUCGUCUUCCAGGUGUCCCACGGGAGUCUGAGCGAGCGGACGCUGCGCCUCUCGGCCCUGGCCGUGGACGUGCACAGGAAGCACCGCGCGCUCGGCCACGCGCUCAUCCCCAUGCGCGCGCACGCGCAGCGGUGCACGCGCGCGCGCCUCGUGCUGUGGCGCGAGCUCGACGCGGACGCGCUCGAGCCCAGCUCGGAGCACGGGGACCUGCACUUCUCUCUGAGCUACAACGCCUACCUGAGCCGCCUCACCGUGGUCGUGCUCCGGGCCAAAGGUCUGCGCUUCCACGGGGACAGCUCGGAGCUCGAGGUGCACGUGCGGGCGACGCUGCUCAACCAGAACCAGCGCGUGCGCGACAAGGGCACGGGGCGCGCGCGCGGCUCCCCGAGCCCCCUCUACAAUGAGACGCUCAGCUUUCCCCUGCCGCCCUCCAACCUCGACUCCUCGAGCCUGAGCCUCUGCGUGCUGCACACGGGCACCGGCGCGGGAGACGGAGGUGAACUGACUCUGGGCCGCGUGGUGGUGGGGCCCUUCAUGUACGCGCGGGGACGGGGCCUGGAGCACUGGGAGGAGAUGAUCGCCAAGCCCAAGGAGAUGGUCAAGAGGUGGCACGCGCUCAGCCCCGACUCCUAGCGCCGCCCCGUCGCCGAGUUGACAAAGCAGCAGCAGCAGCAGCGGCGGCAGCAGCAGCGGCGGCAGCAGUGGCAGCAGCAGCAGGGGCAGCAGGGGCAGCAGUGGCACCAGCAGUAGCGGCAGCAGUGGCAGCAGCAGCAGCAGCGGCAGCAGUGGCAGCAGCAGCAGCAGUGGCAGCAGCAGCAGCGGCAGCAGCAGCAGCAGCAGCAGGGGCAGCAGGGGCACCAGCAGUAGCGGCAGCAGCGGCGGCAGCGCCAACCGUGAGGAACGGCACCCACUCGCGAAACCGACUGCAAGACAAUCGUCGGUGGCGUGAAAGCGAUCCGUGGACACCACCCACACCAUCACCUGCACCGGAACUCACGAACCCCGCCGCUCCCCCCACCCCCCAUAGGCAAGACACGAGCCAUCACGGUGAUGACAAUCAGCGGACUGCCCCCAGGUCCUCGUGGCACUGCCAACCACCCCCACCCGGGUGGUGCCGGGUGGCAUCCGCCCUCAUGCAAGGAAUGGAAUGGUGACCCCCCCUACUCCCCACCUUGUCUCCCCCCCACCCUGUCCCUCCCCCCCCACCUCUCUUCUCUUUGUAGCCCGGCGCCUGGGCCUCCUCAGUGCAGUUGCACCGCCUGCGCACUCGAUAGCCACGCCGCUGAAAACGAUCUCAGACGUCAAUUUUGGUGUUGCCCUCCUUUGAUUUUAUCAGCCCCUCCUCCCCCCCACAAAAAAACCGGGAUGUUUCGUAAAUAAUUUUUCAAAUCGAGUGUGGCCCCUGGUCACGCCCGAGAAGGCCACGCUGGGUCUGCCGUUUGCACGCCGCGUGGGGGUCACGGCUGCCGCGUGGGGGUCACGGCUGCCGCGUGGGGGUCACGGCUGCCGCGUGGGGGUCACGGCUGCCGCGUGGGGGUCACGGCUGCCGCGU
Lethenteron reissneri (Far Eastern brook lamprey) is the source of this 2539-nucleotide messenger RNA. RefSeq names its product synaptotagmin-15-like. The record is from RefSeq and is a predicted model, not a curated record. NCBI's taxonomy places the organism in Eukaryota, Metazoa, Chordata, Hyperoartia, Petromyzontiformes, Petromyzontidae. Gene Ontology annotation, cellular component: exocytic vesicle; plasma membrane. Gene Ontology annotation, molecular function: phosphatidylserine binding; calcium ion binding; calcium-dependent phospholipid binding. Gene Ontology annotation, biological process: calcium-ion regulated exocytosis.